AUGCUGGAGAAUCUGCAGGCUGUUCCGGCAACGGAAUCCGCCCCAGUCGUGAAGCGCUAUGCUCCUCCGAACCAGAGGAACCGUUCUGCCAACAGGCGCAAAUCAUCUGAUCGACUUGAUCGGACAAACAGUGUUGGGAAUGAGUUAGAAAAGAAUCAAGUUGCAUCUUCAAGAAAUGUUCCCAUUCCUGAUCACGGAGAAGCUGGUAGCAGUAAUCUUCUUAAUGAGAAUCAUUAUUCAAGAUUUGUAGCUUUAGAAGGUUGUAGUUCAAGUGCAGCUUCCCAGCUUCUUAAUGAUCGUUGGACAGCUGCAAUGCAGUCCUACAAUAGUAUCAAAGAUUCUUCUGAGAAGCCAGUUAUGUAUUCAAGUGGGGCGUCAGCAUGGACUCAUCAGCAGUUCAGACCUCCUCAGCAGCUGGACUUCCUGGGAGAACUUCGUCGCCAAAUGCACAAUGCUAAUCCUAGUUUCACCUCAUGA
Molecule: messenger RNA, 477 nt
Organism: Sphenostylis stenocarpa
Lineage: Eukaryota; Viridiplantae; Streptophyta; Magnoliopsida; Fabales; Fabaceae
Source: the annotation of a GenBank genome assembly